AUGAUCGCUUUGUUUUGCAUAUCGUCGGUACAGUCCUGCGGUACUGGGACGUCGAAAUCCCUGCAAUUCGAGAAGUUACAAGAAGUGAUAGAUGCUUAUCCUCAUCUCUCCGUUGCUGCUCGCGCUGCCUUGCUGGAGUCUCCGUGGACCAAAGGAAACAAGAACGAUGAGAACCAGAUGUUUGGAUCUGCAAAGAAGAGAGCUGGAAAGCUUGUUGCAAGUCGUGCCCUGCAAUUCGAUACUCCCAAGAAGAUGAAUUCCAGUCAGGACAGAAUUCCUUUGAGCCUCAUGGAUAUCAACAAAGAUUCUUCACCCCACGUCAAUGUUCAGAAGAGAACAGGAGAUGAGCAUUCAAAGGCCCUUGACAUCGGAAAACGCAAACGCCUGUCUUAUCCCAAGCCCGAGAAUCCUGAAGAUGAGAACGUCACCCAGCUCCUUUUGACAUCCUACUCCUCCCAGUGUGAUCAGGAAGAGGACGCGGCAAGCCGCCAAGAAGCUGCCAAGAUGGACAAGACCCACGUGCAAGUUGAGAGUGACGAGACUAGGAAAGAAGACACCAAAGAUGGGUCACUCGAUGUAGCUGCUACUCUACCGGAGAGUGCAAGCUUACCAAAGUCUGAGCUUCCUCCUUUGACGAUCGACGAAUUGUUGUCAAUCGCACAACCAACAGCAUGUCAAGCUGAGGUCGAACGUGAUUGCAGCGACAGCCCUGUUCCUUCAAUCAAAUCCAGUUCGCUCCCAGACGAAAUUGAAAUUGAAACCUACUCGUUGCUUGUCACUGAAGCAAUGGAUCAGGUUGUGGUGCAGUCAACACUCGAGAGGGUUCUUGCGAUGGAAAUGAAGUUGACGAGUUAG
This is a messenger RNA of Guillardia theta CCMP2712, 855 nucleotides long. RefSeq lists its product as hypothetical. The transcript has 2 exons. Lineage: Eukaryota; Cryptophyceae; Pyrenomonadales; Geminigeraceae. The record is from RefSeq and is a predicted model, not a curated record. Bases 1 to 855 code for a protein of 284 amino acids.